This is a messenger RNA of Coprinopsis cinerea okayama7#130, 633 nucleotides long. RefSeq names its product fungal mating-type pheromone. Bases 70 to 192 code for a protein of 40 amino acids. The record is from RefSeq and is a predicted model, not a curated record. NCBI's taxonomy places the organism in Eukaryota, Fungi, Basidiomycota, Agaricomycetes, Agaricales, Psathyrellaceae. The transcript is spliced from 2 exons.
CUCUCAACGGUUCUCUUCCAAACCGCACCAAACCCUCCCAACCCUUCCCUUUCUCUCAACCUAACUCAAAUGGAUUCCUUCACCACCGUCCUCUCCAUCUUCACCACCUCCCAAGUCGAGGACGUCUUCGUCCCCGUCGAGGAAGAAUCCGGCAAGAAGGGUGGCUCUGGCGCCUACUGCACGAUCGCUUGAUCGCCUCCGCCACGACUAUACCGCUCCGGUGCAUCCUUUCACCAUUGUGCCCACAAUCUGCAUCUAUUUUCUUGGAAACAACACCAACCAGCAUCUGUACACACCAUCCACUCAUCAUCAUUUCACGACCACCACAACACUUCAAACAAAUUUCAAGCAUCGUCUCCAACACAAUGCAUCUUCGGUUUCAACAACACAAUGAACGGUUUUCUUGCAAUGUAGUACUUGCACUUGAGUGCUACCAUUAUUGUUAUUUACUUCGACCUUCAAAUUGUAAUCGCCAUUUGAUUACUUCGACCUUUCUGCGGCAAUCCUCUAUCCUCUUCACCGACAGCGCCACCCUCACCGCUUCCACCCUGUCCUUUUGUAUGUACACUGUUCUCUGAGGGAGCAAGUACCGUAAUCGAACCUAAUCGAAGUUUUGCAAUUGGUUUUCUGGGU